UUUGGACAGGUGUUGCAACUGAAUUGGUUUUGCAAAUAUGAGAUGCUGUUGUCCAUUUUCAAAUAGAUCAGCUUGAAGAAAGUCCUGUGGAACAUGAUCUGUGUUUAAUUCAAAACUAAUAUCUUCAGGGUGUUUUGGACGUUGUCCUUCCCUGGAGCGAUUGGUGCAUCUGACUAGAGUGUUUAUAUUUGGUAAGGGAACAUCUGAAUUUUCCCAGCUUGAGAGUGCUUUCUUUACUAUUUCCCCAGAUGAUGCAAAUGGAAAUUCCAAAGCAGACUUUUUAACGAAAGCUCGUGUCGAUGCUUUGAGUUCAGCACCAGGAUCCUCAGGAUGUGUGUGUUUGUGGUGUCCACUUUUGAAGUUCAUUGUUUCUAUUUGCUGUGAAAUUGCAGCACUUUUUACCACGGUAGCUGCAUAUCCAUGUGACUGAGACAGAUGACUCGCUUCCUGGUGUACGUAAAACCCAAAGAAUCAGCGAGAAGAGAGCUGCCUUUUCUUGUUCCACCGGAAACAAUUUUGUAGGUCACAGGAGUGUCUGCAAGGAUCGUUGUUGGUAACGCUUCAUCAUCUAAUGAUGUUUCUGCAGCUGGCGUGAUGUCAUCAAUAGGAAGUGUGAUGUUGAAGCCAUUGGGUGUGUUGUUGAUUGCUGCAGGCUGCUCUUCGACUGGGAAGGCAUUAAAAGGAUCAUCGGCAUCACCUGAAACCAGGGUAAAAAAUAUGAGCAAAUGUACAGUGAGAGGGGGGGAUGGAAAGUGAGUGGGACAGGGGAAAGUGAGUGGGGAAAAUGAAAAUAAGAGGGAUGAGGGAAAACAUGAGUGGGACAGGAAAGUGAGUAAGUAACAAGGUACAUACAUAGUAAUGCAAAGGGGUACAACUAAACCGAAAUGACUACAAAUGACUUCAAAAUACAUAAAGGAAUACAGAGGAGAGAGAGAGAGAGAGAGAGAGAGAGAGAGAGAGAGAGAGAGAGAGAGAGAGAGAGAGAGAGAGAGAGAGUUACAAAGGAAGGCAAACAACAACAGACCUAUGAGUCCUCACUACGGCUGUUUGUAUAGAAGAGAGAGAGAGAGAGUCUAUGGGCAUAAAUUAGUACCCCUCCUCUCCCACCCAUCCUUAUCUAAAUGCUCAUGCAAUAGAAAGCUAAGGCCCCUAACAAACAGAAAGAUAAUUGUACCUGAAACUUCCAUCCAGUCAGGACAGUCUGGGCAACACCACAUGAAAACUUGACCAGCUUUCAAUGGUCUGUCUAUAUUCCGGUACUCAGAUUGUGAUGUUGCUGUACCACAUAAGCAGUGGCGCCACUUGUUGCACCCGUCACAGAUAGGGGCUUCCUGUCUAGGGCGAACACACAAUCCACAUCCUGAGCAAAGGAAAAGUGCUGAUGCCAUGGUAGUAUAAAAAGGAUAACUGGAGUUAGGAAGUAAAUACUGAGCAAGUUCACUGGAGUUUCGAAGCAAAAAGUGAGCAGAUCCACUGGAGGUCCUAAGUUACCCUUUUAGAAGCAAAUAAUGAGCAGAGCUCUAUUUGCUCUAUUCUCUAUUUGCGUGGCAAACAAAUAAACAUUAUUAUUAAUUAUAUUAAUAAUAAUGUUACAUAGCUAUAAUCAUGAUACAUAGCAGCUGGUGGUACAUAGCAGCCAACGGUACAUAGAGGCCUGUUACGGUGAAGGAAGGAGUAAUGGCCUGGGGUGGGUGUGUGUGUCUGGCCGUCAGGGUGGAGGAAGGAGUAAUGGCCUGUGGGGAUAAGGCUGGCAGCGGUGAGGUGACGGCGGCGUGGCAUGAACCAGCUGGCACCUGUGAUGACCUUAAAGCCCUGGAGGAGUGCCAGGCCAGGGUAGAGUCCCUUGAUAGAGAGAGAACCAACAUUGGCGGCCCUGUGUAUAAAGCUGCUGGGCGCUUUUAGUGGCCCAUCGAACACUGCGAGGUAUUAAAAACAUAAUUUUACCUAUUUUGGAAGCGGAUUUGGCUGCUUUUUAAUGUGGCAACUCCUUGCAGCCUUGCCUUUGGCUGUAGCAACAGGCCACAGAGGGGAUACAAAAUUUAUGAAUUUCCUGCAAGCCCGCUGAGAAGAUAGAGUUGUGCUGACUUUUUUUUUUCGUCUUGGGAGGAAACCCUCUCGUUGGUCAGGUUUGUGCCAGACAUGCAGUGUGUGUGUCUUGCUGUCAUAACUGCCCUCCUCUUGUCCUGAUAUGGAAAUCGUUGUGAGAGAGACACAGCUACAAGGCCUGGAGCAAUCCUUCGCCUCAGGCCCAGACAUCCAAGCUGAUGAGGGGAGCUGUACGUCGCCCUUAUGACCAAAAUUAUUGGAUUUGAUCUCCCCCUCAGGGCUCUAGCUGUUAUAACAGACUCACAAUGGAUACUUCAGUCUCAUUGGCUGGACGUGUUACAAAAUUUUAGAUGAACAGAAGGUAGCUUUUGGGUGUGCCUUACCUGCAUUGGUAAAACUCUAGAAUCACACCCAACCCACUCUAAUGACUAACACUAUUUUUUUAAUUGUAUUUGCUAAGCAUCACUCUGAUAACUCUUCAUUAUUAUUACUCAUUUCUGAAAUUUUAAAAUGCUGGGAAAUAUUACUAUUUCAGCGGUGAUAGGUUACUAUUUGGUCAUGUGAUAGUCUUCAGCGAGAAACUCCUCUAGGCUGGGCUAUAAAUCUAUCUUUAUUUAAUAUCCUAAUGUAUAAGGUUGCACAGCCUUCAUUUCUAUGGGUACCAAUGUCACUAUAAUGUACUGAAGACAUUUUCCUAUAAUAUUUUCUAAACCUAUUUUGAUCCUCAAGCAAAAUGAAACAUGUUUAUAUGUCCUUAGAAUUUUACUGUAUUAUCUUUUAAUCAACAAUAAGUAUUUCAAUUGAAUUAAAUUCAAUGUUAGUGUGUUGGAAGUGGCCUCAAGUACACACAGAGGACGUGUGGUCACCCAUCUUGUCCACCUUCAUGCAGCUCAGCCACCUUGUCUUAGUGUGUUGGCCAAGAAUAUCAAAGAAUGAACCCAGAGCCUCCUCCUCUCCUGCCUCCCUCACUCUCUUGCCUUGUGUUUUAUUAUUAUUCUGUCUUGUCAUUCUCUCUUUGGUUUCUUUCUUGCCUAUUUAUUUUUGCAUCCUUCCUCUGUUCCUUUUAUUAUUACCACAGAACCUCCACAGCUCACCUCUCCCUGCACUUACAGCACACCUUGGCCUGCACCUCGUCCCUCCCUGCAGGUGCAUGGUGCCCAACAGGGCGCUGCACCUCACCUGGGUCAACGCCCGGAGCAGACUGAUGAGGGCAUCCACCAGUGACUCCCUGGGUGUGGGCACCUUCAUCUCCACCCACGCCAGGCUCAGCAUUGUUGAGUUUGAUGAGCAGCCUCAGGACGUGACGGUCAUGGAGGGGAGCGCACUGGGUUCCCGUGUGCCCUGGACACCAUGCCGGCGCCCUCCAUCAAGGGGUUCAGGAACAGUCACCCGCUGGAGCCAGACUCACGAAUGACACGCCUUCCAUCUGGUGCCUUAGAAAUAGAGAAUGUAGCCAUGCCGGGGAGUACUGCUGCCAAGCCAACAAGAGCAAGGUGUCCCAGCAAGCCACACUCACAGUCAAGGAAGCCUACAUGCUCACUGCUCAGCCAAAGUCCACGAUAGGCAAGGUGGGGACAAGAUUACCCUGGACUGUGCGGCCAACGGCUACCCGGAGCCAGCCGUGGUGUGGCUCAGGGACAGCGCCACCAUCCACAUGGCUUUGUGUGUGUGUGUGUUGCAGUUAUUGCUGUAUAUAAGGGACCUGGACACACUGUUCUGCGGCACCACCACCAGCAGCCUGCACAUCCAUGGCCUGCAGGAGGAGGACGAGGGGACGUACAGGUGCCGGGCGGAGAACAGGGACCUGGACACACAGUUCUGCGGCACCACCACCAGCAGCCUGCACAUCCAUGGCCUGCAGGAGGAGGACGAGGGGACGUACAUGUGCUGGGCGGAGAACAGGGAGGAUUCGCUCGACGCCGUGGCCCACAUACAGGUCCAAGUUGCUCCGAGGUUUCUGAGGCAGCCGGCCAACGCUCUCACCUAUGAGAAGAAGAACGUGGAGCUGGAGUGCAGCGUGUACGGCCAGCCAGAGCCCUCGCUCCACUGGCUCAAGAACGGCGAGCUGCUGGUGGAGACGGACUUUUGUGAUGGUGUGGACAUUUAUCACUUACAGAGUGUGAGCGGCAACAACCUGCAGAUCCUUGGCCUGGUGCGCCAGGAGGACUCCGGGAUGUACCAGUGUGUGGCGCACAGCUCGCCGGGGACGCCCAGCUGUGUGUCCUUGAGUCAAGAAGGAGCAGCAUGCCCCCACCCACGCACAAGGCAGGUCACAGACACUGUCACCAGAGUAAGUGGGACAGCUCAGGCACACCACUACUACUACUCAUUCAUCAUCAUUUCAUGGACACCUGCUCCUAGGAGCUCCCACCAGGGGAUGGCCACGACAGAAGAGCUUCCAACUUUCUCUAUCCAGACACUCCCUCCUUGCCUGCUCAAAGAUCUUUCCCCCCUCUCCCUAACGUACUCUUGCACCCUAUGCCUCCAUUUCACUGGAGGUCGUCCUCUAGCAUUCCCUCCCUCUACCUCACUCACAUACACCCUUCUGGUCAUCUUACUCUCCUCCAUUCGCUCCAUGUGGCCAAACCACUUUAAGGUCUGUCGCUUCACCUCUUCCACCACUCCACACUUCUUCCCUUCACCCCUGUGACACAUUCCAAAACACACUUUCAUUACUCAUUCCAUCCAUUCUACUCACACCACAAGCACUCCUCAGGUAACUCAUUUCCACUGCCUGCACUCUAGACUUUCAUUCCAGGCCCACGUUUCAGAUGUGAGGGUUGGUACUAUUAUUGUAUUUCUACUACUACUCCUUGGUUUUCAAUACUUAGAAUGUCUGCUCAUUGUUGACACAACUUGUUUGCAUCA
Messenger RNA from Eriocheir sinensis (Chinese mitten crab), 4914 nucleotides. Its product is annotated as neogenin-like. The coding region runs from base 3701 to 4696 and encodes 331 amino acids. Gene Ontology annotation, molecular function: protein binding. The record is from RefSeq and is a predicted model, not a curated record. The transcript has 8 exons. Gene Ontology annotation, biological process: cell-cell adhesion. NCBI's taxonomy places the organism in Eukaryota, Metazoa, Arthropoda, Malacostraca, Decapoda, Varunidae.